GAAGAAACGCCGAAAGUGUGACGUCAAACGUCUGCGCCGAGGCAGCCGCACGUGUUGUUUUUAUGGACGUUUGAGCGUUUUAAGUUCUCCCAAAGUGUGUUAGCAUUUUCUGUUAAAGUCCAUUAGAACAGAACUACAAACAUGGGGAAGAAACUCAAAGUUGGAAAGACCAGAAAAGACAAAUUCUACCACUUGGCAAAAGAAACGGGUUAUCGGUCUCGUUCUUCCUUUAAACUUAUCCAGCUCAACCGCAAAUUUCAGUUCCUACAGAAGGCUAGAGCCCUGGUCGACCUGUGUGCUGCACCGGGUGGAUGGUUACAAGUUGCUUCCAAAUUUAUGCCUGUUUCAAGUCUUAUUAUUGGUGUUGACCUGGUGCCAAUCAAACCCAUCCCCAACGUGGUGACACUGCAAGAAGACAUCACCACAGACAAAUGUAGACAGGCUUUAAAAAAGGAGCUUCAGACCUGGAAGGUUGAUGUUGUGUUAAAUGAUGGCGCCCCAAAUGUGGGGGCAAACUGGCAACAUGAUGCCUUUUCACAAGCUCAUCUGACCCUGAUGGCUCUGAAGUUAGCUUGUGAAUUUCUUACCAAAGGUGGUACUUUUGUGACCAAGGUCUUCCGCUCUAAAGACUACCAGCCUCUGGUUUGGAUCUUCCAGCAGUUCUUUAAAAAGGUGCAGGCCACAAAGCCACAGGCAUCCAGGAAUGAGUCUGCAGAGAUCUUUGUCAUCUGUCAGGGUUUUGUUGCCCCAGACAAAAUCGACAAUAAGUUCUUUGACCCUAAACACGCGUUCAAAGAAGUGGAGGUGCAGGUCAAGACAGUGAAGGACUUGGUUCCUGUCAAGAAACCAAAAGCUGAGGGUUACAUGGAUGGUGAUCUGACGCUCUACCACAGCUUCACAGUGACUGCUUUUUUAAAAGCUGACAACCCUGUGGAUUUUUUGAGCAAAGCCAGUGUGAUUACCUUUGACAACCCAGACCUGGAGUCUCAUGGUGCAACUACUGAUGAGAUAAAGGAAUGUUGUCAUGACAUCAAAGUGUUGGGCCGCAAAGAGCUCCGCUUGUUGCUGAGCUGGAGGACUAAGCUGAGAAGAUUUCUGGUAAAAAAACUGAAGGAGGCAAAGCUUGACCAGGAGAUGAGCUUAGAUUGUGAUGAAGGUGAAGAGAGCAACUCAGAUGAAGAACCAGAGAAGAAGCAGCAAGAGGAGGAGGAGGAGGAGGAUGGGGAAACUGAGAGGAAGCUGGCAGAGCUGAAAGCUGAGGAAGUAGCUGAGCUCAGAAGGAAGAAAAAGAAGCUGCUAAAAGAGCGAAGGAAGCAGAGGGAGAGAGUGGAGCUGAAGAUGGAUCUGCCAGGCGUCUCUAUUGCCGACACAGAGGACUCAUUCCUGUUCUCCCUCCACACCAUGAAGAAGAAAAAGGUGCUGGCUGAUAUAUGUAAGGGAGACAUGCAGGCAGCAGAUGCUCUGAUAGAUGGAGAAGAUGACAUAAGCCUAUCUGAGGGGGAGGAUGAUGACGAUAAAAUGUCAUUAGACUCAGAGUUAGAUGACGAAGACUUUGAGGAGGUGGUGCAGAAGCAGAAAGAGCUGGAGAAGAAGGCACCAAAGAAGAAGGUACAGUUUGCUGAGGAAGAGAAUGAUGAUGAUGAUGAUGAUGAUGAAGAGGAGAAAGGUGGGGGGCUGCUGGUGGACCUGGAGGGAAAGGAUGAGAAGGAAGAGCGAGAGACCAGCCUGUGGUUCAGCAAGGGCAUCUUCUCUGAGAUUGACCUAGAGGGAGAUGCACAGAGUGAACUGCAACAGACUAAGUGGCUCCAGAGCAAAAAAACAGGAAAAGGCACAAAGAGGAAAGCUGAAGAAGAGGAGAACAAAGUGGUGGACGAUGUAGCUAUUCUACCAGAAGAGGAAGAGGCAGGACCAUCACAGGAAGCUAAAGAGGAGAGUGACAGCGACAGCGAUGACAGCAGCGACGACGAGGAUGAAAUUGCCAGGAUGAAACAAGCCAAAGACACUGGUGAAACGUCUGGAGAUGGUGACAAUGAGGACUUCAAGGUCGUCCCCGUAGAAAGCACCAGUAAGAAAGCCAGGAUCCUGGAUGCAGAAGGUUUGGCCAUCGGCUGUCAGAUCGCAACCUCCAAGAAAAGAGCCAGAGACCUGAUGGACGACUCCUUCCACAGGUUUGCUAGCUCAGAGGACGCCUGGGAGGUGCCAGAGUGGUUCCUGAAUGAUGAACGAAGACAUCGGAAAAAACCAGUGCCAGUCACCAAAGAGAUGGUGGAGGAGUACAAACAAAAAUGGAGGGAGAUCGAUGCUCGGCCCAUCAAACGUGUUGCUGAGGCCAAGGCCAGGAAGAAGAAGAGGAUGCUGAAGAAGAUGGAGCAGGCCAAGAAGAAAGCAGAGGCAGUUGUUAACACAGUGGACAUCUCUGAGAGGGAGAAAAUGGCUCAGCUAAAGAGUAUCUACAAGAAAGCCGGCCUGGGCAAGGAGAAGAGAGAGGUGACGUAUGUUGUGACCAAAAAGGGGGCCGGCAAGAAAGUGAGACGACCCCCGGGCGUCAAGGGGGUCUUCAAAGUAGUGGAUAGCCGCAUGAAGAAAGACAUGCGGGCAGCAGGGAAGAAGGAGCAGCACAAUAGAGGCGGCAAAGGAAAAGGCAGACAGUCGAGGGGCGGUAAAGGGAGAAAAGGAAAAUAAACACAAGCCGGCAUCUCUGUGCUUCCUGCUGACUGCUCACAUUAAUGUGAGCAUCAUGGGGCUUUGUGCGUUGUCACAGUUUGAGCUCCUGUAACAAGGACGGGUACAAAACCGAACUAUGGUGAUCGUCGUGGUUCCUACCGUUUUUUAGAAACAUACAACGUUCUUCCAUCUCUGGAGAUGCUAUGAUAUUGAUGUAUAUUGAUUGUCUGUGUACAUCUUUCUAAAGAUGUACCUGAUUUUCCUUGAACUGCUUGAUUGCAGUGGUUCUCGAACUGUAAUCAAAACAGAAACAACAAGCCGUUCUUCAAAAUAUUGACGAGAAUGACAUAUAAACAAUGAUUCAAUAAAUGUUUUGAUGUGUUUAAUAUUUCA
Betta splendens (Siamese fighting fish) is the source of this 3057-nucleotide messenger RNA. It is a transcript of the gene ftsj3, whose product is annotated as FtsJ RNA 2'-O-methyltransferase 3. The transcript has 21 exons. NCBI's taxonomy places the organism in Eukaryota, Metazoa, Chordata, Actinopteri, Anabantiformes, Osphronemidae. Gene Ontology annotation, cellular component: nucleus; preribosome, large subunit precursor; nucleolus. The coding region runs from base 142 to 2682 and encodes 846 amino acids. Gene Ontology annotation, molecular function: rRNA (guanine) methyltransferase activity; rRNA (uridine-2'-O-ribose)-methyltransferase activity. The record is from RefSeq and is a predicted model, not a curated record. Gene Ontology annotation, biological process: maturation of LSU-rRNA from tricistronic rRNA transcript (SSU-rRNA, 5.8S rRNA, LSU-rRNA); maturation of 5.8S rRNA from tricistronic rRNA transcript (SSU-rRNA, 5.8S rRNA, LSU-rRNA); rRNA methylation.